UAAAACCUAAGCCCAAAAUAGGCCCAAUUCUUUCUCUCUCUCUUCAGAUCGGCGCCUCCACUCUCUUUCUCUCAGUCGCCACCACCGCCACCGCGCCCAUCUCCCUCACUCCUCAGCCUGUUGCCGGAUUCCAAGAACCUUGCCUCACCUACCCGCCGUCCAGCCUCUUUCCCUCCCUCCUCGCCCGCAUCAUAGGGGACCCACGACUCUGAAUUUUCAUAUCAGAUCUUGUUGCAGGAACCAUGCCAAAGGUGAAGACAAACCGAGUAAAGAUACCAGAGGGGUGGGAGUUGAUUGAACCGACUCUUCGUGAACUGCAAGCAAAGAUGAGAGAAGCUGAGAAUGACCCACAUGAUGGUAAAAGGAAAUGCGAGGCCCUAUGGCCUAUUUUCAAAAUAGCCCAUCAGAAGAGUAGAUAUAUAUAUGAUCUCUAUCACAGGAGGAAGGAAAUCUCAAAGGAAUUAUAUGAGUUCUGCUUGGAUCAGGGUUAUGCAGAUCGUAACUUAAUCGCUAAGUGGAAAAAGCCUGGUUAUGAAAGGCUUUGUUGCCUGAGGUGCAUGCAGCCUAGAGACCAUAACUUUCAAACUACUUGCGUCUGCCGAGUCCCAAAGCACUUACGUGAGGAAAAGGUUAUUGAAUGUGUGCACUGUGGCUGUAAUGGCUGUGCAAGCGGGGAUUAAGGACUGCACUAACUCCAGCUAGCACAGCCGAAAACUGAAUCAACGAGCACAACGCAUUUGUACUGAAGUUUUCAGGCACAACAUUUCUAAACUCUUGUUUAUGGUUAAACUUGAAAACAUGUUCACUUUUUCUGUUUUCAUUUGACAUUGUGGCGAUGUAAUGAAAGUAUAUUAUCUGAUUAAUGUCAACUAUGUUAGCAUAAAA
Messenger RNA from Salvia hispanica, 885 nucleotides. Its product is annotated as protein BUD31 homolog 2. The record is from RefSeq and is a predicted model, not a curated record. Lineage: Eukaryota; Viridiplantae; Streptophyta; Magnoliopsida; Lamiales; Lamiaceae. Gene Ontology annotation, cellular component: spliceosomal complex; nucleus. Gene Ontology annotation, biological process: mRNA splicing, via spliceosome.